Molecule: messenger RNA, 929 nt
Organism: Pseudovirgaria hyperparasitica
Lineage: Eukaryota; Fungi; Ascomycota; Dothideomycetes; Acrospermales; Acrospermaceae
Exons: 1
Coding region: 84-914 (276 amino acids)
Biological process (GO): IRE1-mediated unfolded protein response; intrinsic apoptotic signaling pathway in response to endoplasmic reticulum stress; protein phosphorylation
Cellular component (GO): IRE1-TRAF2-ASK1 complex
Molecular function (GO): ATP binding; protein serine/threonine kinase activity; RNA endonuclease activity
Source: RefSeq, a predicted model, not a curated record
CAUUCAUUCUUUGCACAAUCUGUCCGGCACUUUAUACACCUACAACCAAGAGGUCACACGUAGCAAUCAUAUCAGACUCUGACAUGGCUGUCCAUGAGGUUGAGUUUAACUUAUCAACACAUCCAGAGAUUCGCUCCGUGAGAGAUUUGACGACUCGCGGCGAAAUCGAGGACUAUGAAACCGGGAAAUUCCUCCGCUCGUUCUUUUCCUAUAUCGAAAAAGAUGGUACCGUCUGGUAUGGUGAGUUACCGGGAGUUCGAAAAUACUACUUGACGGUGGAAAUUCUGCAACGCGAGCUGCGAAAGAUUCCCGAUGAGAAGAUCUAUCCGCUUUAUGACGAAAGGAUAUCUAUCGUCGCGUCGGAUGAACUUGAGCGGCAAAACUAUUAUAUCAAACGACCCAAAGUCUCGUGUGCAGGGAAUGAGUACACGCUGAAGCUCAUCCCUCGCAUGCUUCUCGAAGAAGCCGAGAUACUUGAGUUCCUUGGGAAAGACCAACAUCGUCACCCGAACAUUAUUAAAUACCAUGGCUGUACCGUCAAGCGUGGGCGUAUUACUGGACUUGCUCUCGAAAAAUACGAUGUUAUGUUGCAGUAUCGAUUUCAAGAUGACCCGCGUGAUCUGGAUAUUGCAGUUUGUAUGGACGGCCUACGCGCUGGGAUUGAGCACCUCCAUUCCCUAGGACUCGCGCACAACGACCUUAAUCCUACCAACAUUGCCCUGGAUACUGAAGAUAAUCCCAUCAUACUUGACUUUGGGUCAUGUAAAAGGUUUGGCGAAAAUCUUAUUUCAGCAGGCACGCCUGGCUGGAUUGAUGAAGAUUAUACUACGUCUGCGCAGCAGCAUGACCUUAUUGCUAUAGGCAAGAUCGAAGCAUGGAUUCGAGAAGAGAAUAAAAAGAGACAUUCGGACUAAUCGCCCAACCGUGUG